Molecule: messenger RNA, 1779 nt
Organism: Penicillium cinerascens
Lineage: Eukaryota; Fungi; Ascomycota; Eurotiomycetes; Eurotiales; Aspergillaceae
Product: Zn(II)2Cys6 transcription factor
Exons: 4
Coding region: 1-1779 (592 amino acids)
Biological process (GO): positive regulation of transcription by RNA polymerase II
Cellular component (GO): nucleus
Molecular function (GO): zinc ion binding; DNA-binding transcription factor activity, RNA polymerase II-specific; transcription cis-regulatory region binding
Source: RefSeq, a predicted model, not a curated record
AUGACCUUGACUACGUUCCACGACACGGGAUGGUCCAUUCAGUCGCCCCCGCAAGUCCCCGCACAUGCCAGUCCAGUCCAAAAAAAGGGACGUCGGCAAACGGGAACUCCGUGGACUCGCUCCGGCUGUCUGACAUGUAAGAAGCGUCGCAAAGGGUGCGACAAGGCUAAGCCGAACUGCAAUAAUUGCCUCAAACAAGGCCGCAAGUGUGAGGGCUAUGGCGAUCUUUGGGUGGCACCGCUUGGCCCUUCGGCUCAGGUUUUCAUGCAGGCGGAUGCACCGAAGCGGCGGCUGACCAGCUCGACUCCUCCGCAUUUACCAUCACCCCCGCCGUCGGUAUCUCCAUAUUCAGAUGCAUCGCAAGAUGCGCGCUUAUCGCCAGUUUCGUUGGGCUGGUCUGUCCCGCCUUCGCCCCAACGGAUCGUUGAGACCGAGGCGGAAGAGACUGCCCAGGACCAAGACGUCAAUGGAACGACUGGAUCGACCUCACAGAAUGCAUUAUCAGUCAUCCUACGACCUCGCGGGUAUCCUAACCAUCUUUCGGGCCAUGAAUCUCACUAUCUACAAUAUCAUGUUGAGUAUGGCUCCAAGCUUCUCGCCAAUCUCGAAAGUGAUGACAACCCACUUCGGUCAUUGCUCAUCCCGUAUGCUAUGUCAUCUCCCCUCUUGAUGAAGGCUGUUUGUGCAGUCUCGGCGCUUCAUCUCGCGAACCGUUCGCAGGAGUUCAGUGCACAGAAUGCUGCAGCAACCUUCUACGGCCGGACUCUCAGCGGGCUCCAGACAGUCCUUGCUAAAUGCCCCACCAAUGUACUACCUGAUGAUGCUAUGCUCGCAGUCGGCUUGAUGUGCAAGUACGAAAUUGUUCGCGGCAGCGUCAAGCAGUGGGUUGUGCAUCUCUCCGCCAUGCAGCGUCUCAUCGCAUCUCGUGGUGGUCUCGGUUCAAUGGACCCAGAUGCAGCACAGUUCCUCCGAGGAUUGUUUGUCUAUGCGUAUAACAUGGCCCGGAUCAGCAACCGCAAGCGCAUCACGUUUUCUGACCCCACAGACACCGAUAUCAGUUCCCCAAAACUGGAUAUCUAUAUCGGCUAUACUGAAGAGAUUCUCAAACUAUGUGGACGUAUCGCAGAGCUACCGUCACUGCAGGACGACAACAUUUCCCUGCGUCUGGCCAUAGCAUCCAUAAACGACUCCCUCCUAACGUGGACUCCCACUUCCAUCCGCUAUAUCAUUCCACGGGGCAUCACACCUGCGGCCCUAACCCGUCUCCAGCUCGUCGCCGAGUGCUUCCGCGAUGCAGCCUUCGUCUAUCUCCACUCCACUCUCGAGCGCAUGAGCAUGAAUUCCGAUCAUUUUAAAGCCCCAACAAACCAUCCGGAUGCAUUGUCCCCCGCAUGCCUCUUUGAAAACAGCCCAUACAUCACAGAAUGGGCCCCUCUAAUCUCAACCCCCAAAUCAACCGCCAUAUACCGCUGCCUCGCACGCGUGGAAUCCUUCCCCCUCGAUGACCACUGCGAGUAUUCGGCUCUUACAUUCCCCCUCUUCAUCUCGGGCUGUGAGAGCGACGUCUUCGCUCACCGUGAUCUCAUAAUUCGCUCCUUGGGCAAGUUGCAAUUCAACUUCGGCAUCGGAAACGUCGAGCGCGCAAAGGAGGUGCUUCGUGUUCUGUGGGCGAGGCAGGAUGCCAACGCACAAGAUGUAGCAGCCGGAGGCAGUGCCUCGAGAAAAACGCACUGGGUUGAUAUCCUGGAGGAGUUGCAGUGGGAGUUGAUUCUCGCAUAG